Molecule: messenger RNA, 3044 nt
Organism: Rubroshorea leprosula
Lineage: Eukaryota; Viridiplantae; Streptophyta; Magnoliopsida; Malvales; Dipterocarpaceae
Source: the annotation of a GenBank genome assembly
ACUUCAGUUUCUAUCAGUUUCACCAUUGCUCUCUACUGUAGAACUGAUCAAUUUUAUCCUCAGUUUCACCCUUGCCCUCUACUGUAGAACUUAUCAAUUUUAUUAUGAGAAGGCUGCAAUUAAAGCUGACCGGAUUUCCUCAAGUAAUAUUGAAUCCCAAAAAUGCUGACUCUCAUCAUCUUCUUCCUCUCACUCCUCCAUGUCCUCAUCCCGACCACCACCUCCUCCCCUACAACGCCACUGACUUCAUCCUCAAUCGUGAAGACUUUCCUAGCAUGAAGUUGGAUGCUUCCCAGGGAUUUUUCAAGUGAAGUCUCAUAACUACUGAAUCACAAACAUUUUAUUUGGCUUUUCUAAAGUUUUGUUGCUUUGAUGGCCAUCACACUCAUUGAUCCAGGACUCAUAGAUUUCAGCCAAAGACUUGCAGGCCUUCGCCACUCUUUUCCCCAUGAAUUUUCGUCCAUAGAUCAUAUAUCCAAAUUCACUUCCUUUCAAUCAGUCUCACCAUACAGUGUUCUACGGUGGAAAAGUCUUACUAUGUCUUCCUUUAAAGAUGGGUUUUAGAUUAUACCAGUACAGGUAUUACCAUGCUUUACAAAAUGAUUCCGCUGUCUCUCACCACUUUCCUCAUCUCUCUCCUCCAUGCCCUCCUCCUAUCUGCAGCUGUGGCUGCUUACAACGCCACUGACAUCAUACUUCUAGACUGUGGUGCAACUUCAAACACUACCUCAUUGGAUGGCCGCAACUGGGAGGCUGAUACUAAUUCUAAAUAUUCGUCAUUCAAUGACCCAAAUGCAUCGUUUUCUUCAUAUGCCUCCCGCCAAGUCCCUUAUGUUCCCCUAGUUCCCUAUCGCUCCGCACUUAUCAUUCACUCUCAGUUCACCUUUAACUUCCCUGUACUACCCGGUCCAAAAUUCCUCCGUCUCUACUUCUACCCAGAAACAUACUCUGGUCUAGACAUAGCUACAUCCUUUUUCUCCAUCACUGCCAACAGUUACACCCUUUUGAAUAAUUUCAGUGCUUCUUUGACGAUUCCAACCAUGGUUCCUCCUGCAGCCUCCUUGAUUAAAGAGUAUGUUGUCAUAGUGUGGGACAGCCAGAUGCUUAAUGUAACCUUUAUCCCAUCACCAGGCUCUUUCGCUUUCAUUAAUGCCAUUGAAAUUGUUUCCAUGCCAAGCCUUCUAUAUGCACGCGGUAGUGAAUUCCCACUUGUGCCUUUAGAGGGUGGCCGAUCCUUCCCUUUGGAUAACACCACUGCUCUCGAGACUAUGUACCGUCUCAAUGUUGGUGGAAAGCAAAUUGAGAGCAAGGAUGAUACUGGAAUGUACCGGACAUGGAGUCAAGAUGGGGAGUAUUUGGUUGCAUCAAAGUGGGUUACUGUCUAUAAUUUAUCUAAUGCAGUGAUUAAAUAUACCCCAGACACGCCAGAGUAUAUUGCACCGAAAGAGGUUUACACUACGUUUCGUAUCAUGGGCUAUGAUUCCUGGAUUAAUAUGAAAGCCAACAUGACCUGGAACUUCAUCGUUGAUGCAGGGUUCUUCUACCUCGUCAGGCUUCAUUUCUGUGAGCUUCUAGCUCAAGUCACUAAGCGAAAUCAACAUAUUUUCAGCGUACUCAUCAAUAAACAAAUGGCGGACGUUUAUUUUGUGGACGGCCGCUCUGGGAUUCCGAUUCAUAAAGAUUAUAUCAUUUUGGUUGGGAACGGGGCCAAAGCGAAAGAGCUCCGACUAGAUUUGCAUCCUGAUACUAUUGAUCAAUCGUUGUAUGCCGAUGCUUUCUUGAACGGCUUAGAGAUUUUCAAAUUGAUUCGAACUGAUGGUAGCCUAGCAGGGUCAAAUCCUGAUCUAAUCCCCAGUCCUCAACCACCGAAGCCAUUGCAUGAAAGUUCAAAAAGCGAUAAAAAAUCAACAAUUUUGCCAAUCAUUGGAGCUAUUCUCGGUGGUUUUGCUAUGGUUUCCCUCCUCGUGAGCUUUUUCGUUUUUCAAAGACAAAGAAAACUGAAAAACUCGCUCUCUUUCACAUCAAAGUUCUUUACCACAAAAACUUCCUCCUCGUUACCGUCUGAUAUCUGUUGUCACUUCUCAAUUGCCGAGAUCAAAGCAGCCACUCAAGAUUUCGACGAUACGCUUCUAAUCGGAAGUGGAGGAUUUGGAAACAUUUACAGAGGGAUUAUCAAUGGUGGGACCACCAUUUCUGCAAUCAAACGGUUAAAUCCUUCAUCAAGGCAAGGGGCCCACGAGUUCCACACCGAAAUUGCCAUGCUUUCAAAGCUUCGACACAGGCAUCUUGUUUCUCUGAUUGGAUACUGUGAGGAUCAGGGUAAGAUGAUCCUAGUGUACGAUUACAUGGCACGUAGCACACUUCGUGAUCAUCUCGACAAAACCAAGAAUCUGCCAUUAUCAUGGAAACAGCGACUAAAGAUCUGCAUUGGGGUGGCGCGUGGGUUGCACUAUCUCCAUAGAGAGGCAAAGGAGCGGCUAACAGAAAAAUCUGACGUGUACUCUUUUGGCGUGGUCUUAUUUGAGGUGCUGAGCGACAAGCCACCGGUCUUCCAAAGCCUUUCAGAGGAGAAAGUGGGCCUGGCCCAAUGGGCCAGCAGUUGUUGUCAAAAAGAAAGCCUUGAUGAAAUCGUGGACCCAUAUUUGGCAGGUCAGAUUGCGCCGGUGGCCUUGCAAAAGUUCAGUGAGGUCGCGGAGAGUUGUGUUUGUGAACGUGGAGAUGAACGUCCGACAAUGAGGGAUAUCGUGUGGGCAUUGGAGUUUACAUUGCAACUUCAGGAAACCGUAGAAGAAAACACGAACGAUAGUGAUGCUAUCAUCACCGAUGAGCGUUCAAGUGAAAACAUGGUAAAAUCUCAAUCCACAUCAAUCCACGGUUAAUAGUUAAUUCAGAAAUUAGGAAACAGAAUUUCAUAAUAGUUACUGGUAUAAUUUUUGCUCAAUUACUAGUAGAUUAAGAAAUACCUAUUAGUAAAUGAUUUGUUAAAUUUAGCUGAAUGUGUGAUUAGUUGUGUAAGUGAGAGUGCAUAAAACUAUUGCUUGUUG